Varanus komodoensis (Komodo dragon) is the source of this 6819-nucleotide messenger RNA. It is a transcript of the gene CLTC, whose product is annotated as clathrin heavy chain. The transcript is spliced from 33 exons. Lineage: Eukaryota; Metazoa; Chordata; Lepidosauria; Squamata; Varanidae. Gene Ontology annotation, molecular function: structural molecule activity; clathrin light chain binding. Gene Ontology annotation, biological process: mitotic cell cycle; clathrin coat assembly; intracellular protein transport. The record is from RefSeq and is a predicted model, not a curated record. The coding region runs from base 333 to 5381 and encodes 1682 amino acids. Gene Ontology annotation, cellular component: clathrin-coated endocytic vesicle; extracellular exosome; clathrin coat of trans-Golgi network vesicle.
CGGUUAAUCGGCGGCAGGUGAGCAGAAGCGACUCGGGCGGAGGAAGCCGCCGCUGUUGCAGCCGUCGCGCUCCCUUUCGUGAGGGCGAGCGGCGUGUCCUUCCGCCAGCGAGCGAGGGCUGUUUCCGGAUCGCUCGCGGCGGCCUCCCGUCUCGGUCUCCCCGCCACUGAGAGCCGCCCUUCCCCCGCCGCAGCCGCCGCCGCCUCCUCCUCCUCUCCGCCGCUGCCCCGGCGCCGCCUUUCUCUCUUUCUUCUUCGCGGCCGAGGAGAGACCAGCUCCCCCGCGCCGACGCCGGGCUGGAGCCUUCAAACGCGAACAACGCUUCCGCCGCCAUGGCCCAGAUCCUGCCCAUCCGCUUCCAGGAGCAUCUCCAGCUCCAGAACCUGGGCAUCAACCCGGCCAACAUUGGCUUCAGCACUCUGACCAUGGAGUCUGACAAAUUCAUCUGCAUACGUGAGAAAGUGGGGGAGCAGGCCCAGGUGGUCAUUAUCGACAUGAACGACCCCAGCAACCCCAUCCGCAGGCCGAUUUCAGCUGACAGCGCCAUCAUGAACCCUGCCAGCAAGGUCAUUGCCCUGAAAGCUGGGAAGACCCUUCAGAUCUUUAAUAUUGAAAUGAAGAGCAAAAUGAAGGCCCACACCAUGACGGACGAUGUCACCUUCUGGAAGUGGAUCUCUCUGAACACCGUCGCGCUCGUCACAGACAACGCUGUGUACCACUGGAGCAUGGAAGGCGAGUCCCAGCCCGUCAAGAUGUUCGAUCGCCAUUCUAGUCUGGCAGGCUGCCAGAUCAUCAACUACCGCACAGAUGCCAAGCAGAAAUGGCUGCUUUUGACCGGAAUAUCCGCACAGCAAAACCGUGUCGUCGGAGCCAUGCAGCUUUAUUCGGUGGAUCGGAAGGUGUCCCAGCCCAUCGAAGGCCACGCCGCUAGCUUUGCGCAGUUCAAGAUGGAAGGCAACGCAGAGGAAUCCACCCUCUUCUGUUUCGCAGUGAGAGGGCAAGCGGGAGGCAAGUUGCAUAUCAUUGAGGUUGGCACCCCUCCCACCGGGAACCAGCCCUUUCCGAAGAAAGCCGUGGAUGUCUUCUUCCCACCGGAAGCACAGAAUGAUUUCCCAGUAGCGAUGCAGAUCAGCGAAAAGCACGAUGUAGUUUUCUUGAUCACAAAAUACGGUUACAUCCACCUCUAUGACCUCGAAACUGGGACUUGUAUCUACAUGAACAGAAUCAGUGGGGAGACCAUCUUCGUCACUGCUCCGCAUGAAGCCACGUCGGGAAUCAUCGGCGUCAACAGAAAAGGACAAGUGCUGUCGGUGUGUGUCGAGGAAGAGAACAUCAUUCCUUACAUCACGAAUGUGCUGCAAAACCCCGACCUGGCGCUGCGCAUGGCCGUCCGCAACAACCUCGCCGGGGCCGAAGAGCUCUUCGCCCGGAAAUUCAACGCGCUCUUCGCGCAGGGCAGCUACUCGGAAGCAGCCAAAGUGGCAGCAAACGCCCCAAAGGGAAUACUGCGUACCCCGGACACGAUCCGGCGGUUCCAGAGCGUCCCAGCCCAGCCGGGCCAGACCUCCCCGUUGCUCCAGUAUUUUGGCAUCCUGCUAGACCAAGGUCAGCUGAACAAGUACGAGUCCUUAGAACUCUGCCGCCCGGUGCUGCAACAGGGACGCAAGCAGCUGCUGGAGAAGUGGCUCAAAGAAGACAAGUUGGAAUGCUCUGAAGAAUUGGGAGACCUCGUGAAAUCCGUGGACCCCACGCUGGCUCUGAGUGUCUACCUUCGGGCGAACGUUCCCAACAAAGUCAUCCAGUGCUUCGCCGAGACCGGACAAGUUCAGAAGAUUGUGCUCUACGCGAAAAAGGUCGGCUACACUCCAGACUGGAUCUUUCUCCUGAGGAAUGUAAUGCGAAUCAGUCCAGACCAAGGGCAGCAGUUUGCCCAGAUGCUAGUACAAGACGAGGAGCCGCUUGCAGACAUCACUCAGAUCGUGGACGUGUUCAUGGAAUACAACCUGAUUCAGCAGUGCACAGCUUUUCUGCUGGAUGCCCUGAAGAACAACCGCCCCUCCGAAGGCCCUCUGCAGACCCGCUUGCUUGAAAUGAAUCUCAUGCAUGCCCCUCAGGUUGCGGACGCCAUCUUAGGAAACCAAAUGUUCACUCACUACGACCGGGCCCACAUCGCUCAGCUGUGCGAGAAGGCAGGUCUCCUCCAGAGAGCUCUGGAGCACUUCACCGACCUGUAUGACAUCAAGCGUGCCGUCGUUCACACCCACCUUCUCAACCCGGAGUGGCUGGUGAACUAUUUUGGGUCCCUUUCCGUGGAGGACUCCCUGGAGUGCCUGCGCGCGAUGCUCUCCGCAAACAUCCGCCAGAACCUGCAGAUCUGUGUCCAGGUGGCUUCGAAGUACCACGAGCAGCUUUCCACGCAGGCUCUAAUUGAGCUCUUCGAAUCUUUCAAGAGUUUUGAAGGUCUCUUCUAUUUCCUGGGCUCCAUCGUCAACUUCAGCCAGGAUGCCGACGUGCACUUCAAAUACAUCCAAGCCGCUUGCAAGACGGGCCAGAUAAAAGAAGUGGAAAGAAUUUGUCGAGAAAGCAACUGCUACGACCCAGAGCGGGUUAAGAAUUUUCUCAAGGAAGCGAAGCUGACGGAUCAGCUCCCCCUCAUUAUCGUCUGCGACCGCUUUGACUUCGUCCACGACCUGGUGCUGUACCUGUACCGAAACAACCUCCAAAAGUACAUCGAGAUCUACGUGCAAAAGGUGAACCCCAGCCGCCUCCCUGUGGUCAUCGGAGGCCUGCUCGAUGUGGACUGCUCUGAGGAUGUCAUCAAGAGCCUGAUUCUGGUGGUCAGGGGGCAGUUCUCCACGGACGAGCUCGUUGCAGAAGUGGAGAAGAGGAACAGGUUGAAGCUUCUGCUGCCGUGGCUGGAAGCCAGAAUCCACGAAGGCUGCGAGGAGCCGGCUACGCACAACGCGCUGGCCAAAAUCUACAUCGACAGCAACAACAACCCCGAAAGAUUCCUGCGCGAGAACCCCUACUAUGACAGCCGGGUGGUGGGGAAGUACUGCGAGAAGAGAGACCCUCACCUGGCCUGCGUGGCGUACGAGCGGGGCCAGUGCGACCAGGAGCUCAUUAACGUGUGCAAUGAGAAUUCCCUCUUCAAGAGCCUCUCGCGUUACUUGGUGCGCCGCAAGGACCCGGAGCUGUGGGCCAGCGUGCUGCUGGAGAGCAACCCUUACCGGAGGCCCCUGAUCGACCAGGUUGUUCAGACAGCUCUUUCGGAGACUCAGGACCCCGAAGAAGUCUCCGUUACAGUCAAGGCUUUCAUGACAGCCGACCUUCCCAAUGAACUCAUUGAGCUGCUGGAGAAGAUCGUUCUCGAUAAUUCCGUGUUCAGUGAACAUAGAAACCUCCAGAACCUUCUCAUCCUGACAGCCAUCAAGGCCGACCGCACCCGGGUCAUGGAAUACAUCAAUCGCCUGGACAACUACGACGCCCCGGAUAUCGCCAACAUUGCCAUCAGCAACGAGCUGUUCGAAGAGGCUUUUGCCAUCUUCCGGAAGUUUGAUGUCAACACGUCUGCUGUACAGGUUUUGAUCGAGCACAUUGGGAAUCUGGACCGUGCCUACGAAUUUGCCGAGCGCUGCAACGAGCCCGCCGUGUGGAGCCAGCUCGCCAAAGCUCAGCUUCACAAAGGGAUGGUCAAGGAAGCGAUAGACUCCUACAUCAAAGCAGACGAUCCCUCGUCAUACAUGGAGGUUGUCCAGGCUGCCAAUACCAGCGGAAACUGGGAAGAGCUCGUGAAGUACCUGCAAAUGGCCCGCAGGAAGGCCCGGGAGUCCUACGUGGAGACAGAACUCAUUUUCGCGCUGGCGAAGACAAACCGCUUGGCAGAGCUGGAAGAAUUCAUCAAUGGCCCGAAUAACGCUCACAUCCAGCAAGUCGGUGAUCGUUGCUACGAUGAAAAGAUGUACGACGCAGCCAAACUCCUCUACAACAAUGUGUCCAACUUUGGCCGUUUGGCUUCCACGUUGGUUCACCUUGGGGAGUACCAGGCAGCUGUUGACGGGGCUCGGAAAGCGAACAGCACUCGCACUUGGAAGGAGGUUUGCUUUGCCUGCGUCGACGGGAAGGAGUUCCGUCUAGCCCAGAUGUGUGGCCUCCACAUCGUCGUGCAUGCCGACGAGCUGGAGGAGCUCAUCAACUACUACCAGGACCGUGGCUACUUCGAAGAGCUGAUCACCAUGUUGGAAGCGGCCCUGGGGCUGGAGCGGGCCCAUAUGGGCAUGUUCACGGAACUGGCCAUCCUCUACUCAAAAUUCAAGCCCCAGAAGAUGAGGGAGCACCUGGAGCUCUUCUGGUCCCGCGUCAAUAUUCCCAAGGUGUUACGGGCGGCUGAGCAAGCACACCUGUGGGGAGAGCUGGUCUUCCUCUAUGAUAAAUACGAGGAAUAUGACAACGCGAUCAUCACCAUGAUGAACCACCCGACGGAUGCCUGGAAGGAAGGGCAGUUCAAGGACAUCAUCACCAAGGUGGCCAAUGUGGAGCUGUACUACAAAGCCAUCCAGUUCUACCUGGAGUUCAAGCCCCUGCUGCUCAACGAUUUGCUGAUGGUGCUGUCUCCCCGCCUCGAUCACACCCGGGCAGUCAAUUUCUUCAGCAAGGUGAAACAGCUUCCACUGGUGAAGCCCUACCUGCGCUCUGUCCAGAACCACAAUAACAAGUCGGUGAACGAGUCCCUGAACAACCUCUUCAUCUCAGAGGAAGACUACCAGGCCCUCAGGACAUCGAUAGACGCCUACGACAACUUCGACAACAUCUCCCUCGCGCAGCGCCUCGAGAAGCACGAGCUGAUCGAGUUCCGGAGGAUCGCCGCCUACCUUUUCAAAGGCAACAACCGCUGGAAGCAAAGUGUGGAGCUCUGCAAGAAGGACCGGCUGUACAAGGAUGCCAUGCAGUACGCGUCCGAGUCCAAGGACACGGAGCUGGCCGAGGAGCUGCUGCAGUGGUUCCUGCAGGAGGGCAAGCAGGAGUGCUUCGGGGCCUGCCUCUUCACGUGCUACGAUCUCCUCCGGCCGGACGUGGUCCUGGAAACCGCCUGGAGCCACAACAUCAUGGACUUCGCCAUGCCCUACUUCAUCCAGGUCAUGAAGGAAUACCUGAGCAAGGUUGAUACAAUAAAGGAAAAGGUGGACAAGCUGGAUGCCUCAGAGUCGCUGAGGAAAGAGGAAGAGCAGGCCACAGAGACACAGCCCAUUGUUUAUGGUCAGCCCCAGCUCAUGUUGACAGCGGGCCCCAGCGUCGCAGUCCCCCCGCAAGCACCUUUUGGGUAUGGCUACACCGCACCUGCGUACGGGCAACCUCAGCCUGGCUUUGGGUACACUAUGUAAUAAGGCAAGUCCAGAGCCAGCUUUGAUUCGCUGCAACUCCACCGUCCCUCCCACUUCAACUCGACAGGGAAAAACCUCGGUGUCCUUGUAAUCUUUACUUCAUGAAGGACUGCGUUUUCGUUCGUUCCCCCUUCCCUCCACCAGCGCAAGCUCCUUAAAUCCCACUUCUGCAUAAUCCUUUUUUUUUAUUCACAUUCCAUGUCACUUAGAUCUUGCUCUUCUUUCAAAUGAGAAUAAUUUGAAAUGUUCAAGUGGGGCUUUCUCCCCCCUCCCCCCCCUUUUUUUUGGCAAGACUGCAUCUUGACAUUAACGGCAGUCUUCUGUGACUAUUCCGAUUUGCACUCUGUAACGUUUAAACUCUUAUCGAAACUCUUAAGUUCAGUGUAUGUGAGCAGCUUGCAAAUAUGUACCGUCUUAUCCUAAAAUGCAUUUAAAAGUCUCAUUGUAUAUUCCGAAGGAGGUGGAAAAAGCUACAGCGGAAAGAGAAUUGUAGUUGGAGUUGAAACACUAAUUGGCAUAUCCUGCCCCAGUCGGAUCGCUUAGCUCUUAAAAAAACGAUCUUAAAAAGAUGCGUACAGAAACAUUUCCUGAAUAUUGAAGAAACAAACCUAGUAGAGAUUUCCCUCUUAACCUGUGCAGGUUUGCAGUUAGUUGUAGAGAGAACUCUAGCAUUUGCUCACUCCGUAUGUAAACAGACGACCCUUCUCUUGUGCUACUGUACCCUGUGCUUUUUUGUGGGGACCAUUCUUACUUUCCAUUGAGGAACAAGAGGGAGCAACGUAAAUCCAACCUCGCGUGUAUUUGACUAACCCUGCCUUGAGGUUUGUGUUUGUUGGGUAUUGUGAUGUUCAAGAUCACUUUUUUUCUUCCCGAGUGUACAGAAGAAAGAGAAAUUUGGGCAGGACGGGUGCAGGGGCAGAACCCAAUUGUGUUCAGUUUUGUUUGUGCAAUUUACAAUGGCUCAAAUUGGAAAAAAAUAAAUUACCGGACUGUGGACAUACUCUAUAGUAGUUUUUCAGUAUGUAUCUCUUUUCAAACUCCUUUUCCAUGUACAUGCUUGGCCUCAAAAUAACAAAAGGUUGAACAGUGUUCUUUGGGUCAAAAGGGAGGGACCAGCAACUUAGCAAAAUACCAAAUUGUUCCUAUGGAGAUUAUAUUGGCAGGUGACUUGCACUGAAGAGAUUACUUGAGAUGUGUCUGAUAAAUACUUGGAACUAUAUAUGGGAUAGGAGCAGGAUGAAGGCACUUUUCAGCAUUUGGCUACAGCUGGGCCAAUGAAAGCAUCUUCUAUCCAGGCGAAGAAAAAAAAAAAAACCUCUUUAGGGUUGUAGUUUUGAGUGUUUCCAGUUUAAAAAUCUGGCAAAAAAGAUCAUGUUAUAGGUAUGUUAAGUUGCCUUAAUAUAUUUAGCUUCAAAAUAAAAAUGACUUCAAUGUUCAA